ACAGUCCGCUAGCGGCAGCGCAGAGCCGGGGCGGCGGUGCCGGGGACACCCGCUGCGCACCUCCCCGCUCCGCACCGCACCGCACCGCUUCGCACCGCACCGCUCCGCACCUCUCCGCGCAGGGCAGCGCAGCGCGGCGGCACCGCUCCGCCCGCAGGGAGCCGGGCUCGCUCCGGGCAGCAUGGUCCCCGCGGCGGGACCGGCCGGGCGGCGGGGGGCGGCGGGCCGCAUCCUCACCCUGCUGGCGGCCGCAGCCAUCCUCCGCCUCCGAGCCGCAGGUGAAAUGGAAAUUCCAGAUUCAAAUGACCCCUUAGGUCAUGUGGAUGGACUUGAGAGACCAAUUCCAACACCUAAAGGUUACUUUCUGACCUUUUUGGAACCAGUAAACAAUAUCACUGUAGUCCAGGGGCAAACAGCAAUCCUCCACUGCAAGGUAGCAGGAAAUCCAUCUCCAAAUGUCAGAUGGCUAAAAAAUGAUGCUCCUGUGGUGCAGGAGCCAAGACGUAUCAUCAUAAGAAAAACAGAUUAUGGUUCACGUCUGAGAAUCCAGGAUCUCGAUACCACGGAUACAGGAUACUACCAGUGUGUGGCUUCCAACGGGAUGAAGACGAUAACUGCAACAGGAGUGUUGUUUGUAAGGCUUGGUCCAACAAACAGCCCAAAUCACAAUCUUCAAGAAGAUUACCACGAAGAUGGUUUCUGUCAGCCAUACAGAGGAAUUGCAUGUGCACGAAUCAUUGGAAACAGGACCAUUUAUGUGGACUCCCUUCAGAUGCAAGGGGAAAUUGAAAAUCGAAUUACUGCUGCAUUUACCAUGAUUGGCACUUCCACACAUUUGUCUGAUCAGUGCUCACAGUUCGCCAUACCAUCCUUCUGCCACUUUGUGUUUCCUCUGUGUGAUGAGCGCUCUCGGACCCCGAAGCCACGGGAGCUGUGCCGGGAUGAAUGUGAAGUUCUGGAGAAUGAUCUCUGUAGACAGGAGUACAACAUCGCGAGGUCAAACCCCCUCAUAUUGAUGCAGCUGCAGUUGCCUAAGUGUGAGGAUCUCCCACGACCUGACACACUGGAAGCUGCUAACUGCAUAAGGAUUGGGAUCCCUGUGGAGAGACUCAGCCGAUAUCAUCAAUGCUACAAUGGUUCUGGAGCAGAUUACAGAGGGACAGUCAGCGUUACCAAAUCUGGCCACACUUGUCAACUCUGGGACUCCCAGAGUCCCCACAAUCAUGACCUGACAAGCACACAGUUUCCAGAGCUAGGUGGAGGACAUGCAUAUUGCCGAAAUCCUGGAGGUCAGAUGGAUGGGCCUUGGUGUUUUACAAAGAAUAAAAACGUACGCAUGGAACUGUGUGACAUACCUUCUUGUAGUCCACGUGACAACAGCAAAAUGGGAAUCCUCUACAUCCUGGUUCCCAGCAUAGCAAUCCCUUUGGUUAUUGCCUGCCUUUUCUUCCUGGUCUGUAUGUGUAGAAACAAGCAGAAGGCAUCUGCUGCUACACCACAGCGCCGCCAGCUGAUGGCAUCUCCUAGCCAGGACAUGGAAAUGCCACUCAUUAAUCAACACAAGCAGGCUAAACUUAAAGAAAUUAAUCUGUCUACUGUACGGUUUAUGGAAGAACUAGGAGAGGAGAGAUUUGGCAAAGUCUACAAGGGGCAUCUUUUUGGUACUGCACCAGGUGAACAAACGCAAGCUGUUGCUAUCAAGACACUUAAAGACAAAGCAGAACUGGCUCUUCGGGAAGAAUUCAAACAUGAGGCAAUGAUGAGAUCACGAUUACAGCACCCAAACAUCGUUUGUUUGCUGGGAAUUGUGACAAAGGAACAACCCAUAAGUAUGAUUUUCAGUUAUUGCUCCCACAGUGACCUCCAUGAGUUCUUGGUGAUGAGAUCUCCCCAUUCGGAUGUCGGCAGCACUGAUGAUGACAAGACAGUCAAAUCCACUCUGGAACCAGCAGACUUCUUCCACAUCGUGACUCAGAUAGCUGCAGGAAUGGAGUAUCUUUCAAACCACCAUGUUGUUCAUAAGGACUUAGCCACUAGAAAUAUAUUGGUGUUUGAUAAACUGAAUGUGAAAAUAUCUGAUUUAGGCCUUUUCAGGGAAGUUUAUGCUGCUGAUUACUACAAACUGAUGGGAAAUUCCCUUCUUCCUAUCCGUUGGAUGUCCCCUGAGGCUAUUAUGUAUGGCAAGUUUUCUAUUGAUUCAGAUAUAUGGUCAUAUGGAGUUGUGUUGUGGGAAGUUUUCAGCUAUGGCCUGCAGCCUUACUGUGGUUAUUCUAACCAGGAUGUCAUUGAGAUGAUCAGGAAUCGACAGGUUUUGCCAUGUCCUGACGACUGCCCCACAUGGAUAUACACUUUGAUGUUGGAGUGUUGGAAUGAAUUUCCCAACAGAAGACCAAGAUUUAAAGAUAUACACAACAGACUUAGAACGUGGGGAAACCUUUCUAAUUACAACAGCUCAGCACAAACCUCUGGGGCGAGCAACACCACACAAACAAGUUCUCUCAGCACAAGCCCUGUCAGUAACGUCAGCAAUGCUAGGUACAUUGGACCAAAGCAGAAAACUCCAGCUUUCCCUCAACCGCAGUUCAUACAAAUGAAAGGGCAGAUGAGACCGAUGGUUCCACCUCCUCAGCUCUACAUUCCAGUCAACGGUUACCAGCCAAUGCCCGCCUAUGGCGCCUAUUUGCCAAAUUUUUACCCUGUCCAAAUUCCAAUGCAAAUGGCUCCUCAGCAAAUGCCCCCCCAGAUCAUUCCCAAACCAGGCUCCCACCACAGCGGGAGUGGAUCCACCAGCACAGGCUAUGUAACAACAGCUCCUUCCAAUGCAUCGGUGGCUGACAGGGCUGCUCUGCUCUCAGAGGGCACAGAUGACACGCACAAUGGAGCAGAAGACAUUGCUCAGAAUCCUGUCCAGGAGGAGGAGGAAGAGGAGGGGUCUGUGCCAGAAACAGAAUUGCUCGGUGAUAAUGACACACUUCAGAUGGACGAAGCAGAAAUUCAGUCAGAAGCCUAAGGAAUGUGGCCUCGUUACUAAGGAUUUCACAUCACUUCUGUGAUUGGAGACUGUAGAUCCUUAGGCUUAAGAUCAAUGAAUUUGAUUUGACUAAAAGAAGCACAACCAAAAAUCUACACCCAUGUAAAUUACAGCAAUAAUGAUAUAAUGGGUUUAUUGACCAUUGUCACCAUCAGCAUUUUGCAAAUAUGAUGGUAUGGAAUUGCUGGGUUUAAUCUUUUUUACAGUCCUACAGUUCUUGAGGGAAGCUGCUUUUCAGUAAUGUACUGUUGCUGUGCAACAUAUUGCUGAGUAGCAUUGCACAUCAUGUAUAUCAUGAUAUGUGAGUGUAAUGUUAGUGAAUUAUGCUUAAACCAAUAACACAAAAAGGAAUCCAACUACAGUUGCCCUCAGCAUUUAGAAGUGCCCUGGUUGUGAUGAACAGCUUAGUUUAUAGUAUUUAUCUCUUUGAUAUAAUGGACACAAGAUUGUUGUUUGCUUUUUGAGUCUGAAAAAAUAACAACUUGAGAAUACUGAUCCAUGGUUGUAUUAUAAGAAAAGUAGGUAAAACGAACGUAAAAUUGGCUGUGCUGAGUGAGACCAUGGGUCUGUCUAGCCCAUGUGCAUGUCUCCACAGACAGUCAAUAGUGUCUGCCCAGGGAAGAGUACAAGGGCAAUUUCCCUUGUACCGCUUCCCCAGGGUAUUUCCCCAGGCUCCAGCAACUUGUGGCUUAGGGACUUCCCAAGCCAGAGGUGGAAUUUUUUUUUUUGUUUCAUAACCUUCAAUGGAAUUUUCUUCCAUGAAUUUAUCCAAAAUGAUUGGGAACCCACAUAAACUUAUAGCAUCCACAACAUCCUGUGGAAUAACAUAAGAGAAGAGAGGAUGUCUUUCUUUCAUCAUUCCCAAUGAAUGACUGUGACAGAAGCUUCCAAAUGAGAUCGUCUGACUGCAUUUGUGGAUGAAAGUAUUUCUUCUCUGCUGUGUAUUUUCAGCAGCAAGCAGCCUUAAUACACUGUUAAUCAAAAAUGGGGAUAUUGUAGGUAUGCACUAACUUAACAAUCCAACUUUAAUUGCAUAUUGGUUGUCAAGUAUAGAAAAGGGCUCCACAUACAUGUUCCUACAUUGUAAAAAUGUUGGGGUUUGUGCGGGGUUAUAAACUCACUUGAUUUACUGCAAUUACUGCUGGAUUGCAUGUGAAACCAUGUAUUUUUUUCCUGCCUCUUUAGUGAAAAUGGUUCUUUGAACUUUAGAAGACCAAAAUAAGCAAUAUUGUACAGAGUGCUGGUUUUGUCUUCUAUUUGCAGGAUGAAUCAUGUACAGACCUUUAAAUGUAAUUUAUGUUUUACUACAUUUUAUAUACUUUUUUUCUUUUGAAAUAUUUGGAUUUUUUGAACAAAUGACUUUAUAACUUAAUCAUUUACAAUAUUCACAUGUGGUACAGUUUUAUUGUAUUGCUGUUUCCUUUUGUUAAACAAGCAGACAGGUCCAUACAUUUCACGACUCUUUCUGUAAUACAAGAAAUACACACUCUUGUUGUAGUAUUGUAGCCAACACACGCUAUAGCUAUAAGUUCUACAUCCAGCACAUGGAGUAUUCAAUAAAGUAAUGCAAAAAGUAUGAUUAAGUAUGUUAUCUUUAUAGUUCCUACAGCUGUUGUUUUGUUGUGGUACAUGUCAAAGUAGAAAUGGCCACAGUCCCUUAGGUUACAGGUUUCAUGCCUAAACUAUUGAUUGUUUUGUUGUGCGUGGUUUUUUUUUUUGUUUGUUUGUUUUUUUAAUUACAUGGGGAUACAUUUUAAGUCAUGUAUCAUUGUGAUCUAAACUCUACAUUCAUGGUAUGGCAGCAUUGCUUGUUUCCAGCAUUUCACCUGGAUUUGGAAAUGCACUGGUAGGAAUAAAAUAUGAAAACUUUAUUGCUUGUGUUAAUAUAAUGCAGCUUUGGGUGCUAUUAAUAAAUAAAGGAUAAAUAAAUAAAUA
This is a messenger RNA of Cygnus olor (mute swan), 4966 nucleotides long. It is a transcript of the gene ROR2, whose product is annotated as receptor tyrosine kinase like orphan receptor 2. Gene Ontology annotation, cellular component: signaling receptor complex. Bases 182 to 3010 code for a protein of 942 amino acids. The transcript has 9 exons. Gene Ontology annotation, molecular function: transmembrane receptor protein tyrosine kinase activity; ATP binding; protein binding. Gene Ontology annotation, biological process: multicellular organism development; cell surface receptor protein tyrosine kinase signaling pathway; protein phosphorylation. Lineage: Eukaryota; Metazoa; Chordata; Aves; Anseriformes; Anatidae. The record is from RefSeq and is a predicted model, not a curated record.